AUGCAAAAGGAGCUUAUUGCUUUAGCUGCCAGCAUUCUUGUGGGCCAUUACAUACUCAAACAAAAGAAGGACCGUAAGCAUAUAUUAAAACCACAAGGUGAGCGCGUUGUUAUCCUGGGUUGUUCAUCUGGUAUUGGAAAGGAGUGUGCCCUCAAUUAUGCAGCACGAGGCGCCAAGCUAGUACUGUUUGCCCGUAGAAAAGAGCUGCUGGAACAAUUAAAGCAACAAUGUCAAGAUGCAGGAUCACCACAGGUCGAAUUGCUUGUAGGAGACGUGACAGUAGAGGAUGAUCUGAUGGAACUGGCAGCAUUUACAAAACGUACAAUGGGUAAUGUAGUGGAUACCGUCAUUUACUGUGCAGGCAUGCUCUCGGUGCGGCCAUUUCUAGAUGCGUGUGGUAUAAAGAUCACCAAACGAGAAGCCAAGGAUCAGCAGCAUCAGCAUCACAAGUACAAGAUCACUGAGCAGCAAAAGGAUGGACAGGAGAUCAUUGAUGCACUGCAAACGAUCACGACCAUCAACUACUUUUCAUCCGUCUGGACAGCACGUUUAUUCUUGCCAUUACUACUGAAUUCAGUAUCACCCAACUUUAUUGUGGUUUCCUCCAUGGCUGGCAAAGUGGGAGCACCCACGCGUGGAUUGUAUGCAGGAUCAAAGCAUGCACUGCACGGAUUUUUUGAUUCCAUUCGAGUAGAACUUUCUCCAUACAAUAUCCAUAUCGGUCUCAUAUGUCCAGGUACCGUCGAUACAGAGCUGCGUCAAUCAGCCGUUGAUAAAUCACUCGGUGGCAGCAAUGAUACAAGCAUUGCGGGAUCAAAAAAGAACAAGCUAUCGCCUUCUGCCGUUGCCAAGCGCAUCGCAGAAGCCUCUGACAUGAGAGAACAAGAAGUGUACAUUCCAGCGUGGUUUGGUUAUGUUGCUCUAUGGGCGAAACUACUCGCUAGUCCGUUGGUCGACUAUGCUGCUGCAAGAAAAUACAAGAAUUGA
Mucor velutinosus is the source of this 987-nucleotide messenger RNA. RefSeq lists its product as uncharacterized. Gene Ontology annotation, molecular function: oxidoreductase activity. The record is from RefSeq and is a predicted model, not a curated record. Gene Ontology annotation, cellular component: membrane. Lineage: Eukaryota; Fungi; Mucoromycota; Mucoromycetes; Mucorales; Mucoraceae. The transcript has a single exon. Bases 1 to 987 code for a protein of 328 amino acids.